Molecule: messenger RNA, 3500 nt
Organism: Cuscuta epithymum
Lineage: Eukaryota; Viridiplantae; Streptophyta; Magnoliopsida; Solanales; Convolvulaceae
Source: the annotation of a GenBank genome assembly
AUGCACCGAAAAUCAAAUUGAUGUACUUUUGGAAAUAAAAACCAUUUUGACUCUUUUGUGUUCUCUAAUCACUUUUCUUUUUCGCCCAAGCAGCGCACGGCGACAACCUGUUAUCUGUCAUCACCGCCGCCCCGGACAUCUCAAACCAUUACGAGUAUCCGAUCACCGUAUGAAGCAUCCACGUAUUUAGGUUCCCCGUCAAAUCAUCGCCGGAUUCUUCCGAACCACCACACUGAAGCCCUUAUUCCGUCUAUGUGCAUCUGUCUCAGCUAUUGCCGGAAAAGCUCCCCUCCGAACUCCGAACUCUUCGUUUCUUUCUGCAUUCUAACUACCAAGUCAACCGGAGCUGUUCGCUCCCCUCGAAUCCCGCCUGUCCGAGUCAUUUGACCCCGUCCGCGGUCAACUAUACGCCACUUGGAUUCUCCGUCUCGGUGUUUCUCGUCCUGCCCGCAAUUUCUUUCGAGGUUUCCGUAUGUGAUAUUUGCUAGUCAUUAUGGACUUUCAUCUGCCUUUUGAAGUUGGUCAAUCUGCUGAGGCAAAAUCUUUCCAGCAAGGAUAUCGUGGCGCAUGGUUUCGUUGCAAGAUAAGGGAGAUAAAGCAAAGUCAUGGACAUUGGAAUGCCUUGUUGGAGUAUUUUGAUUUUCCCGAUGAAAAGUUAACAGGGUUAAGACUAUAUCAACGUCCUCCAUAUGUUGCAAAGUCAAAGAGCAGUACAAGGCAGCUGAUGUUGCGGCCUUCCUAUCCACCAAUCAUCCGUGAAAGUGAGAUAGCCAAUGAGAGUUUGCGAACAGAAGUGAGAGUCGUUAUUCAAGGCGCUUGGCAGGUGGGAGAUCUGGUGGAUUGGUGGUCUAGUGGCUGUUACUGGUCUGGAAAGCUUACAAAAAUAAUUAACAAUGUUAAAGCAAGGAUUGAGCUGAUUCCACGUCCCGUUGGUGAAGGUACAUCUUAUGAAGUGCAUGUCAAAGAUUUGCGUCCAUCUUUAGAUUGGUCUCCAGAGCUUGGUUGGACUUUGCCUACUUCUCUUGAUGGUAAGAAUGUCCAUCCACGUGCUCAGCUUAUCCAACCUAUUAAUAGAGAGAUAUAUCACGAUGAGGAUGAGGUUUCUAUGGAUCUUGGUGGACAUUGUGAUGUCCACAGAAACUCUGAAACAGAAAAGGAGGUGAGAAGCACAUUGGAAUCAGAUACACACAUAUGUGAGGAUUCUGGUAACAGGGAAAGCAGUGAUGCUGCCACUCAAGUUGAUGGUCAAACUGAUGAAAACCUGUAUUACGCCACUUGUCCGUUAAAUAAGUUUAAAACAAGUGGAGGAGUCCGCUUAAAUUCCAUGAGGUCAGACACUUUGGAAGCUGCUGUAACGGAUUUGGAGGAACUGCGAAACAAGAUUAAGUGGCUUAAACAAAUAUUGGAAUCUGGAAAACCGCAAUCUAAUGCUCAUGACUCAUGGGAGUUUGUGGAACAACGUGCAUCGUCUACCCCUAAGUGAUGGGUUUCAGAAAGUUUAAGUUUUUUUACAUAUUUCCACCAAUGAUUUGGAUUUAGUCUGAGAUCUUAUACCUUUAUUUUCUAGGUUCUACUAUCAGGGGUCGCAGGCAUAUGCAUUUUAGCAUGUGUUUGGAUUCCACUUUUGGAAUCUCUAAAGUUUUUCUGAUUGCUUUUGAUUUUUCAACAGGUUGAUUUAAUUUUUUUUAUAGUUGAGAGAGGGUAUUCUGGAAAGUUCUUAAAAGCCUGUUUGGCGAAAGCUAAUCUGAGUUGUUCUCAAGCAGUAACUUACUAACUUGUACUCUUGAAACUAUUUAGUUCUUCAAACAACACUUAAGGUACCUUUCUAACAACUUUUACUUUAUCAUACUCACUUUGUCAAGAAUGUUCCAAAUUCCAAACCCAAAUCCGUCACCCUUUAGUACAUUUCAAGAAUGUUUCCGCUGUGUAACUACGCUCAAAUGGCUCAAUUGUUACCCCAAGUAUGUAGAUAACUGGUGGGGAUCGUCUCUUCUUCCUUGGAUUUUUUUUGCAUAAAUGGACAAAGUGCCAAAAAGUAAAAAAAUAAAGCCACUCUUCUGAGAUUAAAAAGCUUAUUCUUCAUUAGUUUAUCAUACAAGAAGAAUCUUUCAUUAUUAAAUGCUCUUUUUGCAAAUUCGGAGCAGCUUAUUAAUGGCAUCAUCAAUCACUAUAUCACCUCUCAACCUCAUCAUCUCGCUCAAUUCUUUAGCUUUGCACCCCAUUGAAGUUGCUAAUGCUUUCCCGUCCUUCUCCAUCACAAUCUUUCUCAAGGCUUUUGCCACUUCCUCCCUAUUUAUCUCACCAUUACCCCCUUUCAUCACCUCUACCCCAACACCAAUCUCCUCCACCAGUCUGGCAUUUAAGGGCUGGUCAAGAUGUAACGGCAAAGCUAUGAUUGGGACUCCACAUCCCAAGCUCUCCAGCACACUGUUCCAUCCGCAAUGACUUAAAAAUGCACAUAUUCUUUUAUCACGCAAAAUCCUUCCUUGUGGAAUCCAUCCUCCCACCACCAAUCCCUUGUCUCUCACCCUUUCAAGGUAGCCUUGUGGUACAGCUUCCUCGAUAGUCAUGUCCACACCAACCGGGAAUCUAAGUGACCAUAUGAAGUUGACUUCGCUCUGCUCUAAACCAUGAGCUAUCUCUUCCACUUCAUCCUUUGUCAUGCAAUACUCACUUCCAAAUGAUGCCAAUAUGCAUGACGAUUCUUUCUUCCCUUGUAGCCAUUUCGUUAUUUCCUCGUGUUCGUCCUCGUCCAUUUCCUCUCGGACUAGGGGCCCGAUCGGGAGGACCUCUUUCUUGGUGAGAAGCGAGAGAUAAUCGAUGUACUUGGCCUCAAUCUCGCUACAAGUGUUGAUCAAGAUGAUGCUGUGAGACUGUUGGAGAGCUUUGAAGCACAACCCUGCAACGUCCACAGUUUCUUCUAUGGCUAUGUUUUUAUAUUUCUCUAUAUAUUUAUGAAUCUCGUGAUCUAGGUAAUGAAUAGCGGGAAAUGGGAGCGCAGACUGGCUCUCGUUCACAUGGUAGUAUAAAAAGUGGGUCAUAGUUACGGCUCCCGUGGUGAGGAGAUGAAUGGAGGGAAUGUUGAGGGAUGAAGCUUGAGAAGCCGCCCAUGGUUGGAAGCCAUCAUAUAUGAGCAAGUCGGGAUUUAGAGUUGAAAUGAUUUCAAAGAAGGCUUUCUCCGUCUUUUGAAAUGCCGUUUGUAAGGUUAAGGCAAGAUGCGGCGGCAGCACGGAGGUGCUGUGAUGGUUAGGUGGAAGCUCCGGCGAGGAGGGAAGGUGGAGUUCAAGAAGGUGUACUGAGGAAGAGAGAUCAUGGUGUUGUUUGGCCAAGAUUUCCCUGAUCGAUUCAAGAAUGAUCGGGGAGGAACAAAAGUGGACUUGAAAGUUUCUUUUGGAUAGUUUCUUGGCUAGCUCCAGAUAAGGGGUAACAUGGCCUUUUGCUAUCCAUGGAAACAAUAGAACAUUAAUAGGUUUCUCUAUCUCCAUAUUCCAACCCUCAAG